GAUCAUCAAAUGCCAACAACCUGCGGCUUUCCAAAUUGCAAAUUCCGCUCGCGGUAUCGUGGCUUUGAGGACAAUCGUCAUUUCUACCGGGUUCCGAAGAAACCAGCAAUUUUGAGACACAAGUGGCUGGAGGCCAUCGAAAGGACAGAAGCGACUAUAGUCAGUCAGUUGAGAAUAUGCAGCGGUCAUUUCCAUGGUGGAGAAAAGCGUGAGGGCGAUAUUCCCGUCGCGGACCCAGCGGUCGACCCUCCGCGCCGGAUUGAGCUGCCACCCAAGGGCGUCCGCUUCUCCUCUAGGGGCAUGUCUCGGGCCUUCAAAGCUCAUUUUCGACAAUCUUCCACGGCCGUCCCUGCUCCCUCUUAUGCUCGCAGUAAUCGCGGAGGCCUGGGUAACGGAAUCACCAGCCGACAGUCGGGCCGCUACAAACCUGCGGACUACACCGGCGCCCACAAGACCUGCACAAGAUCAACGGACAUGUCUAACCUCCCUCUACACGGCUUUUAUCCAAUAACCUCAAGAACCUUUCCAUCCUCGUCGGGCACACGGACACCCUCAGUGGGUUGCAUCCAUCAACAGGGUCCUGGUCGGCAGCCAAGAAUGCCGACCACCAAUAAGCCUACGAAUUUCAAUCCUGACCAUGGCUAG
Dibothriocephalus latus is the source of this 645-nucleotide messenger RNA. NCBI's taxonomy places the organism in Eukaryota, Metazoa, Platyhelminthes, Cestoda, Diphyllobothriidea, Diphyllobothriidae. The record is from the annotation of a GenBank genome assembly.